AUGGCAGAAGACUUUGAGCUGCCGAGAAGUUACGAAAAGUACAGAGAGGUUCUAAAGCGUACGCUCAAGAAAUGCAUCAAUAUAAAAGCAGAGAUCGCGUCAACGGGCCCUUUCGAUAGCAAGUUCGGCGGUGAUCCAUACUUUCCAAAGAAUGAAGCAUAUCCUGUGGAUGAAGGAAGUGCACCUUUGGGGUUUUUAGUGCAGAUCAACUUCGAGCAAGUCCCCUGCCUGAAGAACUAUCCAAAAACGGGGAUACUCCAGUUUUAUGCAGGUCUCGAAGCGGGCGUGGCCAUUUCAGAUGAUGAGUUCAAGCAAUCGGGCUACCGUGUUAUCUACUUUGAGAAUGUCGAGACAGAUGAAUCGAAGCUAGUUUCUGAUUUCUCGUUUGCGGAAUCGGCGAGGGAUGAGUUACCGGUUUCGUCAGAUUCCAAACUUCUCUUCACCAAGGACACUCAGAUUAUGCCACCCUGUGACUUCCGUUUCGAACAAGUUUUAGACCGUGGAAGUUGUAGCAGCACCGGCAGUGGUCUCCUCGAUUAUUACGAUAUGUCCGAUUCCUCUGGCCACAGAAUCGGAGGUUAUCCAGCUUUCACGCAAGAGGACCCCAGGCCGCUUUUCAGCGAAAACUUAACAGAGUUGUUGUUGCAGGUAGAUACUGAUGGUGAUCCUGGUCCUGAUAUUAUGUGGGGCGAUGCUGGCGUGGGCAACUUUUUCAUUUCUGAGGAGGAUCUCAAAAACAAGAACUUCAACAAAGUCUUUUUCACUUGUGACUGCGCCUGA
Lachancea thermotolerans CBS 6340 is the source of this 780-nucleotide messenger RNA. RefSeq names its product YwqG family protein. Lineage: Eukaryota; Fungi; Ascomycota; Saccharomycetes; Saccharomycetales; Saccharomycetaceae. The record is from RefSeq and is a predicted model, not a curated record. The transcript has a single exon. The coding region runs from base 1 to 780 and encodes 259 amino acids.